Molecule: messenger RNA, 1331 nt
Organism: Malania oleifera
Lineage: Eukaryota; Viridiplantae; Streptophyta; Magnoliopsida; Santalales; Ximeniaceae
Product: protein RGF1 INDUCIBLE TRANSCRIPTION FACTOR 1-like
Exons: 4
Coding region: 145-840 (231 amino acids)
Source: RefSeq, a predicted model, not a curated record
UGCAGAUAAGCACGACCCAAUUUGCCCCCUCCCUCUACAAAGCACCCUCCCACGCUUUUCUCCCUUCUCCCAACCCCACUCUCUCUCUCUCUCUCCCGAAUUCUCUAGAGUGAGAACCACAGAACAAUUCUCUGCAAAUUGCUCAUGGAUAAUCAGGAACCCAGUGUCAGAGAAAUCAAACCCAGAAACAGAAGGAUCAUGGGUGCGGGAGGCCCAGAGGAUGAGGAAGAAGACAGCAAGUGGCCGCCAUGGCUGGGACCUCUCCUGAGGACGAGCUUCUUCGGUCAAUGCAAGACCCACGCCGACUGCCACAAGAGCGAAUGCAACAUGUUCUGCCUCGACUGCGUCAACGGAGCUUUCUGCUCCACCUGCCUCUCCUUCCACAAAGACCACAGGGCCAUUCAGAUAAGGAGAUCAUCCUACCAUGAUGUGGUGAGAGUGUCUGAGAUUCAGAAAUUUCUGGACAUCAGUGGGGUUCAAACCUACAUUAUCAACAGCGCCAGAAUUGUGUUCUUGAACGAGAGGCCUCAGCCUAGGCCUGGCAAAGGGGUCACCAACACCUGCCAGGUCUGUGACCGCAGCCUCCUCGAUUCCUACAGUUUUUGCUCUCUUGGAUGCAAGAUUGUUGGGACAUCCAAGAACUUCCGGAGGAAGAAAGUCAGCAAGGAGAUAGAAGGGUCAGACUCGGAAGGAUCGGUGAGUGGAGUCAGCCAUGGAUCAAUCAAGAGCUUUACGCCCGCGACCCCGCCCCGGACGGCCGCCGUGAACUACCGGACUUCCAAGAGGAGGAAGGGCACUCCCCACAGAGCUCCAAUGGGUGGACUGAUCAUAGAAUUCUAAGCCCUUAUAUGAAGAUCAUCAUCAUCUUCAAAAUCCCAGCUAAGAAACUUUCUCCAGUAUACAUAAUAUACAGUAGAAUGCCCUGAUCAUGGUGGGCAUUGUUAGCAGAUGUUGCUUUGGUUUCAGCACUAGAGCUUCAUCCAUGGAGGCCAGUGUUGGGGAUUGAAGCUAAAGCUGUUUGUAUAUAGAAGAAUGUAAGAGAAGAAAGUAUAGAAAAUAAGGAAAAUUUCAAUAAUGGGAAAGCAGAAAAGAAUCAAGUUGAGGUUGUGGACAAGAAGGAAAGAAGAAAAGAGAGAUGAAUGCGAUAGUGGAGCAAGUGGAUGGUUGGAUGGAUGGGGGUAGAUAAACCUUGAUAGAUGUUUACUUGCUUUUUUCUUAACUACAGUUGGAACCUAAAAUGUAAAUGUAUAGAGUAGAGGAGAAAAGUUUAAAGAGGAACAGAGAAAUGUAAUGUAAAAAAUUAAGGUGUAAUGGUUGAAGUGAUUGGUGUA